CAAAUGAACCGUUGUCUUACUGAGAUUAAAAGAAACUCGACUGCUUUGAAUUUUUUUGAAGUAGUAAUUGAUAAAUUUCCUGAUAAUGGCUACUUUGGAGCAGGUUAGAGAAUUCAGAUCCGAUAGAGGUGGAAACAUCGUGUCAGUUUGCGUGAGUUGUCGCCACCCAUCUUGGUCGGAUUAUUAUGGUGCACCCGCUUGUAGACGUUGUACAAGAUUGUUCGUGAAAGCAAUUCGAGAAAGAAGGUGUUACAUUUGUCGUGCAUAUAUGGGAUCGUGUCUUUCUACAAAUGAUCCUGCAAAAAGAUGCAGAUAUUGCGAUCUAGAAAGGUUAUACAGACGUGGAUUGAAACCGAUAAGAUUUGGAGUACACGACGAUAAAUGGUAUAUGCUGGAUAUGAUUCCUUAUAUAAAAAGAGGAAUAGUUACUGAUAAUGAACCUGGAAUACCUGUUGUACACUAUGAAAUGGGUAUUAUAGAUCGUUUCAAGUACAACUGUUUUCAGUCAUAUGUAAGAUGGAUUGAGAGAUACCAAUCUGAGAGCCCUUUUAUUAAUGACGAGGGAGAGGAUCUAUUACGUUAUGAUUGUGUAUCGAGAGGAGUGAUUAUGGCAGCAAUUCUCGAAUGCAUAAACAUUCACGACGUGUUGAAAAUCGAUUUUCGUUACUUUGAUCCGUAUCAAUGUCUAAUUUUAGAUACCUGGUCAAUUAAUAUUUUAUAUAAAGUACGCCAAUUUCUUGCGAAAUGGAGAGAAAAUGGCCCUAACGAGUUCGAUGUCUGGAUAUACACAGUUUUGGGUAUAGAGGGAACAAUGGAUUCGAAGUGAUAAAAAUUUACAAUUUUUCUCCUUUGCACAAUUUUUGUAUAAAACAGAAAUUCUAUUGUUAGAUUUAUAUUACACUCGCAG
Molecule: messenger RNA, 907 nt
Organism: Centruroides sculpturatus (bark scorpion)
Lineage: Eukaryota; Metazoa; Arthropoda; Arachnida; Scorpiones; Buthidae
Exons: 5
Coding region: 86-826 (246 amino acids)
Biological process (GO): regulation of DNA-templated transcription
Molecular function (GO): zinc ion binding; sequence-specific DNA binding; DNA-binding transcription factor activity
Source: RefSeq, a predicted model, not a curated record